AUCCUUUGGGUCUUCAUGCAGAUAUAUCCAAGCAAUGGAAAAAGAAAACCAAACCAGUGUCUCUGAAUUUCUCCUCCUGGGCUUCUCGAGUUGGCCAGGGCAGCAAGCACUCCUUUUUGCGCUUUUCCUGUGUCUUUACUUAACAGGUCUGUUUGGAAACUUACUCAUCUUGCUGGCCAUCAGCUCAGACCAUCAUCUCCACACACCUAUGUAUUUCUUUCUUGCCAAUCUUUCCUUUGUAGACCUCUGCCUUCCUUCAGCUACAGUUCCCAAGAUACUACUGGACAUCCAAACACAGACUCAGUCCAUCUCUUAUCCUGGCUGCCUGGCUCAGAUGUAUUUCUGUAUGAUGUUUGCCAACAUGGACAAUUUCCUUCUCACAGUGAUGGCAUAUGACCGUUAUGUGGCCAUCUGUCACCCUUUGCAUUACUCCACCAUUAUGACCCAGUGCCUCUGUGCCUCUCUGGUGGCUGUACCUUGGGUCAUUGCCGUUUUGAACCCCCUCUUGCACACCCUUAUGAUGUCGCGUCUGCACUUCUGCUCUAACAAUGUCAUCCACCAUUUCUUCUGUGAUAUCAACUCUCUCCUCCCUCUAUCUUGUUCUGACACUAGUCUUAAUCAGUUCUUGGUUCUGGCUGUGGUAGGGCUGAUCUUUGUGGUACCUUCAGGGUGUAUCCUGGUGUCCUACAGCCUCAUCAUCUCUGCUGUGAUGAAAAUCCCUUCUGCCCAAGGAAAACUCAAGGCUUUCUCCACCUGCGGAUUUCACCUUGCCCUGGUCAUUCUUUUCUAUGGAGCAAUCACAGGGGUCUAUAUGAGCCCCUCAUCCAACCAUUCAACUGAAAAAGACUCGGCUGCAUCAGUGAUUUUCAUGGUGGCAGCCCCUGUGUUGAAUCCCUUCAUUUACAGUCUAAGGAACAAUGAGCUACAGGGGGCUUUAAAGAAGGCUCUAGGCCAUAGCAAAAUCUCCCAGUGA
Molecule: messenger RNA, 973 nt
Organism: Diceros bicornis minor
Lineage: Eukaryota; Metazoa; Chordata; Mammalia; Perissodactyla; Rhinocerotidae
Product: putative olfactory receptor 1F12P
Exons: 1
Coding region: 35-973 (312 amino acids)
Biological process (GO): G protein-coupled receptor signaling pathway
Cellular component (GO): membrane
Molecular function (GO): G protein-coupled receptor activity; olfactory receptor activity
Source: RefSeq, a predicted model, not a curated record